This is a messenger RNA of Penicillium macrosclerotiorum, 1110 nucleotides long. Its product is annotated as alkene reductase. The record is from RefSeq and is a predicted model, not a curated record. Gene Ontology annotation, molecular function: NADPH dehydrogenase activity; FMN binding. The transcript has a single exon. The coding region runs from base 1 to 1110 and encodes 369 amino acids. NCBI's taxonomy places the organism in Eukaryota, Fungi, Ascomycota, Eurotiomycetes, Eurotiales, Aspergillaceae.
AUGUCGAACUUGUUCAGUCCCCUCCGUGUUGGGCGCAUGGAGCUCGCCAAUCGUAUUGCCAUGGCGCCGAUGACCCGCUUCCGCGCCGAUGACCAGCAUGUCCCGCUGCCCAUAGUCAAGGAAUACUAUGCUCAACGUGCCUCUGUGCCGGGUACUCUGCUCAUUACCGAGGCAACUUUCAUCUCUCCCCAGGCCGGCGGCUACCCCAACGUGCCUGGGAUCUACAACGAGGCCCAGAUCGCCGCCUGGAAAGAGAUCACCGAUGCCGUCCACGCCAAGGGGUCCUACAUCUACAUGCAACUCUGGGCUCUGGGCCGCGUGGCCAACCCCGACCUGCUCAAGGCCGAGGGGGGCUUUGAUGUCGUUUGUGCUAGUGCUAUCCCUGCCUCCGCCGAAGCGCCCAUGCCGCGGCCCUUGACCGAGGACGAGAUCCAAGCCUAUAUCAACGACUAUGCCCAGGCUGCCCGCAAUGCCAUCGCUGCGGGCUUUGACGGCGUGGAGAUUCACGCGGCCAAUGGCUACCUGCUCGACCAGUUCAUCCAGGACAUGAGCAACCAGCGUACAGACCGCUGGGGCGGCAGCGUCGAAAACCGCUCCCGCUUCGCCAUUGAAGUGACCCAAGCCGUCGUCGACGCCAUUGGCGCCGACCGAACUGGCAUUCGCUUCAGUCCAUACAGUACCUUUCAAGCCAUGAAGAUGGCCGACCCGUACCCUCAGUUCGAGCACCUGGCACAUGCGAUGGCCUCUUUCAAGCUGGCCUAUGUUCACUAUGUUGAGGCGCGCGUCAUUGGCAACGCCGACGGUGGGAGUAGCGAGAAGCUAGAGCCAUUCCUACAGGCCUACGGCCAGGCUGGCCCCGUGAUCAUUGCGGGCGGAUACAAGCCAGAAUCUGCCCGGGAGGCUGUUGAUCACCAGUAUCAAGGUUAUGAUGUGGUGAUUGGCUUUGGCCGUCCUUUUAUUCCAAACCCGGAUCUCGCCUUCCGACUGAAGGAGAACGUGCCGCUUGUGCCGUAUGACCGCGACACCUUCUAUCUUCCCAAGGAUCCUAAGGGAUUUAUCGAUUUCGACUUCAGCCCAGAGUUCAAGAAGGCCACCGAGGCUGCCGCUUAA